ACAAAAGCACACUUGAAAUAGCUCCAGUCUUGUUACCACCACUGCGCUUGCACCACUUGUGUUCCUUGAGAUUCCUGGGGCCCAAUUUUGUUUUGCCCCACUUCAGAAUGAAGCUAUUCAUCAGGGCACUGAUUCUGUGCUUGUCUCUGAGUCGAGGAAAAUGCAAUGAAGAAACUAUGCAGGAUACUGUCAUCCCCCCAUCUCCAUUGCCAGAGGAAAACUCCUAUUCCGACUGGGGGAUUGGGACCAUCCGGGAUGGCAUAGAAGCCGUUAAUGGCUAUUUUGACUUUGUCUCAGAGCUGUUAGGAGGGAAGAAUGGAGUCUGUCAAUACAGGUGCAGAUAUGGGAAAGCACCACUUCCUAGACCAAAUUAUAAAUCUCCAGAACCCAAUGGCUGUAGCUCCUAUUUCCUGGGUCUCAAGGUACCAGAAAGUCUUGAUAUGGGCAUCCCAGCCAUGACUAAGUGCUGCAACCAGCUGGAUAUCUGUUACGAUACCUGUGGGGCUAAUAAAUAUCGCUGCGAUGCCAAGUUUCGUUGGUGCAUGCAGUCCAUCUGCUCUGACCUUAAACGUAGCCUUGGUUUUGUCUCCAAGGUAGAAGCAUGUGAGUCAGUAGCGGAUACGAUAUUCCAAACUGUCAGGACCCUGGGCUGCCGCCCCUUCAUGAACAGCCAAAGAAGUGCUUGCAUCUGUAAUGAAGAGGAACGAGAUGAGUUGUGAAAUGAGCAUCAAGCUGUUUGAUAGUGUGACAAUGGUGGCUUCACGUGUCCUUUGUUUACAAGAGGCUUGGUCUUCUAUCUUCCAGAACAGGUGCAAGUUUCUUAAUCGUAGCUUGGGGGUCAGGUUCUUGUGACCACAAAUGUGCUAAUUGCAGUUUGUCAAGUGAGUAUGAUUGAGAAAGAAAUUCCAAAAAGCAAUGGAACUGCUUAGUCUGCCACCCUCAUCUGUUCUAUCCAAUGACUUCUAUCCACUUUCCAGAGCAUCUGCUCGACUUAGAGAUGAUUCUUAAUGUAAGAAGAGCAUCUGGGAUGUGUAUGAGCAGUCCAGUCAUAAAAGAAGAUUUAGAGGCUGCAGGAUGACACUGACAAUAGUGCACCUUUGCAGCCAAUAUGUGUAUUAUAGGCCCAUGGCCUUCACCAGAUACUGUUGCUUUUGCUUCUCAAGUGAUUCAAAGCCACGGAAAUCUUACGUUGCUGGAAAAAGAAGUGCAUCAAUAUUUACUGGAUGACCAACUACACUACUCAGUUUGACACAGAAUAUGAGGUUGUGGACAUCUGCUUGAAGACAAAUGAGAGAAGAACACCAAGAUCAGAGUAUGAAGUUAUUGCAUAAUACUCCUUUUAUUUUCACUAGAACAUUGUUCCAGUUAAAGAGAAAAAAAUAUGGAUCAUCUUAUCAUAAGAAAAAGGUAUAAAUGGUGCAUGAGUAUAAGAAAAAUAUAAAAUGCAGAGCAUUCUAAACUUUUAUUAAAUAACAUAUAUAGUUUAAAAUAAUAUCAAGGAACCUACUUCUAACUAGAUGGAAUUACUAGUAUUCUACAACUUCAAGUGGCACAACUAUAUAUAUUUUAUACACAUAAAACUCUUGGGCCCUCAAGAUUCUUUUUCUAUACCCUCCACUUUAAAAUUGAAGCAUUCUGAUAGAUUGCCCAUUGCUCUCUGAAGAAAGGAGAACUGACAUUUCUUCUCAGAACAAAACUGAAUGGAAUUAAAACUCCUUCUGACUGAGAUGGUCUGAAGUAUUUGGAGAUGGUCUGUUGUAAUGCAGCAAUUGUGUUUGCAUUGUCCGACAUUGACAUCAGAUGGACCAGUUCUUUCUUACAAUCCCCCGGAGAAAAGUUCCCCCUUCCCCUGUUUCUGAGAUCUUGUUAGAGAGAUGCUGUCCAUCAGGAAUGUUUCAUCGGUUCCCCAAAUUGUUGUUAUCGUUGUAGACAACAGCCUCAUAGCAUCUUGAUGAAAAGAAUGCAAAGAAACAAAGGCUUUUUGAAUCAAGAGGGAGAAAGAGAAAAUUUGCAUGAAAUCAUUUUUCACAUCUGAGAAUAGGAGUUUUUGAAAAAUACAUAUUUAGCAAGUUAAAACAUGUGCAAUUUUCAGUACUGUAAAUAUCAAUUAUCUUUUCUCCAAAGUAGUUUUUGGGGGUGGGGGUGGGGAUUGCAGACGAUAUAGAUAGAUGCAGUUUCUUAAAUCAACAUGGGGAGCUAGCAUAAAUCAAGUCGCUGGAAGAAAUUUCCUGAUAAUUCCAUUAAAAAAAAAGUGGAGGGAGGGAGAAAAAAAUAAUAGUAAGGUAUGCAGUGGUAGCAACAGAUUUCCAAACUCUGUAACAGUGAAAUCUAUACAAUUUUAUGAAAAAAAUAUUUAAAUGUCACAGUUUUCUCUUUAGCAAAUUGAAUAAUUCAAAACUGAUCCCAUUAGUUUCAUAGCUGCACAGCCACCUUUUACAGAAUGAGCUUGGGCAUGCUGAAAACUUUAUUAAUGUGUCCAUUAAUCAGGGAACAGGAAAGUUUCCAAUCCUUGUAUGACCUGCAAAUCACCAUUCUUUUCCUUCCCAUUUGCAAGAUUUUCUCAGUUAUCACCAAGAACAUUCUCACUAUCUGCUGAACUGCUAAGAAAGCAUUCAGAAUGACUAGUGCUCCUUCCACACAACCACAGUGCUGUCUACACAACCCAGGGCUACAACUAGGGGGGGGGGGAGGCAAGCGGGGCAUGUGCCCCAGGGUGCCAAAAUGAGUGCUGAGGGCAGGUGCCAAAUUGGGCAUGGAAUCCAUGUUUGCCCUGGGUGACACAGACCCUAGUUGUGGCUCUGACCCAAACAUCUUGGACAUUUUUGCACCACUGCUUUCCAAUAUGUGCAAAUGUGCAAUAGCGCACAUUAUCACAACACCUUCAUUUCAGGAGGGAAGGGAAAGUCUUGGGAACCAGGAGGCUGGGGGAGAUAGGAAUUCCAAGUGGGAACAGCCUAUCUCACAGCUAGGGAGGAAAUGCAACGAAUCUGUCUUCGCUGUGUUUCCUCAAGAUCAGCAGCCGAUUAACUUCUGGAAUUAGUGGGCUCAGAAGGAAAAGACUGCCAGGAGCUCCAAAGCAUUGUGAGGGCACACAAGGGCAGUGCCUAUCUCAGAUCGGUAGGGAAAGGUCCUAGAUCCAUGAAAUCAUAAUUAAGCCUAUGAGGAUUUCAACUCUUCAAAAAACAAACCAUUAAACAUGACAAUUUAAUAUGCUGACACCUUAUGGCCAGGGUCCCUGUCCCAACUGUUAUCCCAAUGUCAUACUCCUUUACAGAAAUGCAGAAUUUUGACGUGUAAGAAGAAUUGUUUAGCUGCAUACAGAAAGGGGUAGGUCUUCAACUGUACAGCUGUAGCUCCAGUGUGACUUUUUUUUACCCCCUUCCUGCGGAUGCCCCUGCAUUUUUGGCUGUGCUUUGAAUAAAUCAUGUCUAACUGAAGUGAACCCUGUUUUGACCCUACAAAAUCAAAUUUCCAUUCAAUGUCACUGCACACAUCCAACAGUAUUGAGAUGUAGAUUACACCUAAUUCGAUCGGGGGGGGGGGGAUAUGCUUGUGAGAGAAAUGGGCUAUACCCCUUCAAAUAUAUUCAUGCGUCUAUUCCCGCACAUCAAUUUUAAUUGGGCCACUUGUCAAGAUACGAUUUGCAAUGUGAUCCCCUUUCUCCUGUGGUUUAGCUCUUCUGCGCAUCCGUCUAUGACAGCCCUGUGCACAGCGAGACCUCUCAUCUGUUACUCCACAUACAAGGACACGGCAGUGCAGGAACACUUCCUAAAUAAAAAAAGAUGCAUAUUUAUGUGUAAAUACAUGUAUGUGUGUAUGUGUGUAUGUGUAUGUGUAUGUAUGUAUGUGUGUGUAUGUAUGUGUAUGUAUGUAUGUGUGUGUGUAUGUAUGUGUGUAUGUGUAUAUAUAUAUAUAUAUAUAUAUAUACGCACACACACACACACACACACACACACACAUACAUACAUACAUACACAUACACACAGUAUGUUGUCUGGCCAGAGGUGAUAGGGGAAAGAGGACCACUGGCUCAGAAAAAAAUGCUAUCUCAUACUGCUUUGCUUUUCAGCCAUAAGGAAUGUAUAAGCUUCUGACUGGCAUCUAUGGAUUUUCAUGCCAGAAAUUGGAAGAAGCAGACUCCUAUGUCAGGAGAUUGUCAGUCCAAGAGGCAUGUAUUCAUUCUGCCUUAGCUGCAGUUCUUGGCACAAUAUUUUGAAACUUCUCUCAUUCAGGAUAUGAAAACAAAAAGAAAACAGUAGACGUAGCGUUAGCCUGGUACAAUCUUAUUUGCAUUAAACCUUCAGCAUCCCAUAAUAUCGAUCAGGCACUGGUCCAGCAGCAACCUUUACCUCAACCAGAUACAUAUGCAAAUGCAAAUUAAAUGGAUCUGAUAGAAGUUGUCCAACACUAGAUGUGAGCUUCAGAGACUGAGUCACAACUUUUUGAUUGGAGAUUUUUAAAAGCAGCCAGAUUUUAUAUCAUUUUAGGUAACCACGGUAUUUUACUCCUGGGCAAAAACUUAAAAGAAGUACUCUUGUUACCUCUUUUUCAAGAAAAACUGAUGAUACCUCUAUGUUGUAGAAUAAAGAGGUGGUUUCCCUGUCAUUUUUUCUUUGAACUUUUGAAACAGCUGGGAUGCCAGGUAUCUGAAACUCCUUGUUGAAUGCAAUGGGUUAGUGGCAUCAACUGAAAUGUGUCGUGUUAGAUGAAUUCUUAGGAUGAGCCCACCCAUACUUAUUUAUCUGGUAAUGACUGGAAUUUUAAGAAAUGCUUGCACGCGAGAAACUCUCAUUUCAGAACAGAGAAUUGUGAUGUCACCCAAUCAGAAAUAAGGGUACAGCAUUCCCAAGGGAAGCAAGCUGCAAAAUCGUCUAUGUGGCGCAAUGGCAUAGUGUUUAGUGACAGUAUCUCAUAUAGUCCAUUUCAUCUGAAAAAACAGCUCAGGAGAAAGAGAAUAUGGCAAGUCUGGGAAUUAGAAGAAGGAAACAGCCAGGCUAGGCAAGUCUUGAAAGAGUUUUGCAAACUUUUUAUUAAGAUUAGCUUUCUUUGAUUUUGGUUUUGCUUAAAAACUGCUUUAUAAUUAGUUAACCACCACCAUCCCACAUUUACCAAUAAUAUUCAUUCUCAUGUUCUCAUAGUCAAGUCUAUCAAAUGUGAGAGAAGAUCUUGGUGGCAUCUGAAUCUCCUGCUAGCCCAUUUCAGUGGACACCAAGGCCACCUGUGUUUGAAGUUCAGCUCUGCUGAAAUUCAGGAAUCUGAACUGCUCUUUAAUUCUUGCUCACCUUGUUGUCUUUACCCACAAAUUUGAACACUGGGACCUGAAAGUGUUUGGCCAGAUGAUCCUUUGAUGUAUACUGCUUUAUGGAAUCAUCAGAAACACAGCUGAGGAGAAAGAGAGAGAAAAGAAAUGUCAAUGGCUUUCAUAGAAUGAUGGCCAAAAGAAAGAAGGUAUCUCAGUGCCUUCCAGGGAGGACAGGAAGUUUGGCAGGCACUCAUAUUGCUGUCUUUGGCCCUAGUGGUAGGUCAGCCAAGACUGAAGAUGAAAAAACAGAAGUGGGAUCUAAUUGCAUUGCCAGAAAUAAAAUACCCACAGCAACAAAAAAUAAUUAAAAGAACGCAUAUGGCUUCUUUCACAGCCUGGACUUGCAGUUCUCCUAAUGAUCAAAGGAUUUACCAGCAUCCUAAAUCAAAGGAAUCCCGAGCCAACCUUUGAUUUUUUCAACAAUGAUACAUAGAUGACCCAGAGAUGUAGCAAAACCAAGGAACUAAUGGAGAAAAUAUUGUAGGAAAUGUUUCUUCCAUUCUCCUCAGGUUCCCAAAUACAUGGGGCUAAUCACAGCACAAUCAAAUAAAUUUUCCUAGCAAUUUUUAACCCUAA
Molecule: messenger RNA, 5878 nt
Organism: Candoia aspera
Lineage: Eukaryota; Metazoa; Chordata; Lepidosauria; Squamata; Candoiidae
Gene: PLA2G12B
Product: phospholipase A2 group XIIB
Exons: 4
Coding region: 108-719 (203 amino acids)
Biological process (GO): arachidonate secretion; phospholipid metabolic process; lipid catabolic process
Cellular component (GO): extracellular region
Molecular function (GO): A2-type glycerophospholipase activity; calcium ion binding
Source: RefSeq, a predicted model, not a curated record